Messenger RNA from Drosophila willistoni, 3606 nucleotides. It is a transcript of the gene Gyc88E, whose product is annotated as soluble guanylate cyclase 88E. The transcript has 11 exons. Bases 98 to 3400 code for a protein of 1100 amino acids. The record is from RefSeq and is a predicted model, not a curated record. NCBI's taxonomy places the organism in Eukaryota, Metazoa, Arthropoda, Insecta, Diptera, Drosophilidae. Gene Ontology annotation, cellular component: guanylate cyclase complex, soluble. Gene Ontology annotation, molecular function: heme binding; oxygen sensor activity; guanylate cyclase activity. Gene Ontology annotation, biological process: cGMP biosynthetic process; nitric oxide-cGMP-mediated signaling; response to oxygen levels.
GGCAGCUAAGGAGGCAAAUACUGACUAUACUGAAGUUUUACAUUAGGUCAUCAAUGUCAUCAAUUAAGUGAAACACUUCGAUUUCCAUUCCAUCAACAUGUACGGCCUGCUCUUGGAGAAUCUCUCCGAGUACAUUAAGUCAGUGUAUGGUGAGGAGAAAUGGGAGGAUAUACGGCGACAAGCCGGCAUUGAUUCACCCUCGUUUAGUGUGCAUCAAGUGUAUCCAGAGAAUCUAUUGCAAAAAUUGGCUAAAAAGGCUCAGCAGGUUUUGGGCGUAUCGGAGCGAGAUUUUAUGGAUCAAAUGGGCGUUUAUUUUGUUGGUUUUGUGGGUCAAUAUGGUUAUGAUCGUGUGCUAUCGGUAUUAGGACGUCAUAUGCGUGAUUUCCUCAAUGGCUUGGAUAAUCUGCAUGAGUAUUUGAAAUUCUCGUAUCCUCGAAUGCGAGCGCCCAGCUUUAUCUGUGAGAACGAGACCAAACAGGGAUUGACAUUGCAUUAUCGUUCCAAGCGGCGAGGCUUUGUCUACUACACAAUGGGGCAGAUACGUGAAGUGGCACGUUACUUUUAUCACAAGGAGAUGCAUAUUGAAUUGGUGCGAGAGGAAAUUCUCUUUGAUACGGUGCAUGUGACAUUUCAAUUGACAUUCGAUAAUCGAGCGUUCACCUUGGCCUCGCUGGCCAUGACCCGAGAGGAAAAACACUUACCCAUAAGUGCUCAUGUUCUAUUCGAAAUAUUUCCCUUCUGUAUUGUAUUUGGAGCUGAUAUGGUGGUGCGUAGUAUCGGUAACUCUCUUAUGGUUAUUUUACCUGAACUUUUGGGCAAGAAAAUUACAGCCUGGUUCGAUUUGGUGCGACCUCUCAUUGCCUUUAAGUUCCAAACUAUACUCAAUCGCACGAAUAAUAUAUUUGAACUGGUCACUGUGGAUCCAGUUUCGGAACGAUUAGAUGCACAAAAUGAGGAUUUGCUAUUGCAUGACGAUGGCAGUGAACCGGAGAAGUCCCUUCGACUCAAAGGUCAAAUGGUGUACAUGGAAAACUGGCGGAUGAUAAUGUUUCUGGGCACUCCUGUGAUGCCUGAUCUUACUUCAUUGAUUACUACGGGUCUUUAUAUCAACGAUCUGUCUAUGCAUGACUUUAGUAGAGAUCUUAUGUUGGCGGGCACCCAACAAUCUGUGGAACUUAAAUUGGCCCUAGAUCAGGAGCAACAAAAAUCCAAAAAACUAGAAGAGUCCAUGAGAUUGUUGGAUGAGGAAAUGCGUAGAACAGACGAGUUACUCUAUCAGAUGAUACCAAAACAAGUGGCUGAUCGUCUAAGACGAGGCGAGAAUCCCAUUGAUACCUGUGAGAUGUUUGAUAGCGUUUCCAUAUUAUUCUCCGAUAUUGUGACCUUUACGGAAAUCUGUAGUCGUAUUACGCCAAUGGAAGUGGUUUCCAUGCUAAAUGCAAUGUACUCAAUAUUUGAUACCCUAACCGAACGUAAUUCGGUUUACAAAGUGGAGACAAUUGGCGAUGCUUAUAUGGUUGUGGCCGGGGCACCCGAUAAGGAUGCCAAUCAUGCUGAAAGAGUCUGUGAUAUGGCAUUGGAUAUGGUGGAUGCCAUAACCGAUCUAAAAGAUCCCUCAACGGGACAACAUUUGAGAAUACGUGUGGGUGUUCAUUCUGGUGCAGUUGUUGCUGGCAUUGUGGGUCUGAAGAUGCCUAGAUAUUGCCUUUUUGGCGACACUGUGAAUACAGCCUCACGCAUGGAAUCGACCAGCAUUGCCAUGAAGGUGCACAUAUCGGAGUCCACAAAAGUGCUUAUUGGUCCUGCCUAUAAAAUAUUGGAACGUGGGGAGAUCGAUGUCAAGGGCAAGGGAACCAUGGCCACCUAUUGGCUGGAGGAACGUGAGAGUCGUUUGCCAUUGCAAUUAACAGCUGCUUUACAAGUUCAUCCAAUGUCUGCGGCAGCGGCAGCAGUUGCAGUGGCUCCCAUGUCUCCACUUAUGCCCAAGGCCAUUGCACCUGCUCCGAAACCAAUGACUCCGAUUCCAGUGGUUCCACAAACUGAGAUAGUACCACCUAGCACAACCCAUAUGUCGGGAGUGGUGCUAACAGCUAGUAAUACCAUAGCAGCUGCAGCAGCUCUGCAUCACCAUCACCCAGCCUCAGUAGCAGGAGGUGCUGCAGCAGGAACAGCAAGUGGUGUGGCUGCAGCAGCUGAUGAUCGCUCAAGUCGUAUAUACUCACCUGUAACCUUUAAGGAUGUGGCCAGGCGAAGCAUAGCAAAUUCACCAGUACGAACUAGUGCCUCUGGCUAUGCCUAUACCGAUCAGGAGAGAAGACGCGAAUCUCGUUCGAAUUCCACGGGUCAUGUCUUUAUGCGUUCCCCAUCGGAUAUAUUUGGAUCUCUUAUUUUGGAUACUGAAGAGUUUCUUGAAGAUUUACAAAUUUCACGAGGCUCGUUGGCGAACAAUAAUAAUCAUCCGCCUGUGUGUGGUUUCAGUCCAACGCCACCUUUCCGCAUAGGAAGUGCCCCGCCCAAGCCACGACCUAGUAAUCCGGAUAAAUUUACACCCGAGGAAUUGGCCGCCAUGGAUCAAUUGACACCACCAUCGACAGCACCAGCCAGAGAGUCGGCCUCCACCAGCAGUAUGAAUUUGAAGCCCUCUACAUCGAAUAGCUCACUGGAUAAGGAUAAGACAGCCAAGCUCAAAAAAAUCACCUUCUCCACCAGCACCACACUGGAGGCCACACCCACAUGCACAGCUGGAGCUCUUGUAUGUCCAAUGGGUAUCAAAUCGCCACCGCCUUCGUCAAAAUCGCAACCGAUAGUAGUUAAGGCCAGCACAAGCAGCAACAGCACAGCCAUGGCCAAUCGUCCUGGCUCCAAGGAUUCCGUUUCAUCCAUUUCCCUGCAUUCACCACCACCACAUCGUUCUCAUUCGGCUCCAUCUCGACCACAUUCCAUGUCAAAGGCAGCACGCAAGGCUUUUCUGGCCGCCAAGCAAACGAAAGCUAUGGAAAAACUGGAUAAAAUGAUUGAAGAGGUCCAUGAAGUGGAAUCUCAAUCAGCAGCUAAGGCUGCCCAAAUGCGUUUGGCUGUCUUUGGUCAUGAUGGCCUUGGCGUUGGAGCUGGUGGCGAUUUGGCUGCCGGAGGCUGUCCCAUUUUUUUGCCACCACCCCAAAGGCUAAUGCCCAGUUCGAUAUCCGAUACAAGUAUUUGCAAUCACGGGCACAGUCAUGCUCCAUCUACCAGCAGUUGCCAUCAUAUGGAUCCUAAAUUGAGUCAUAGUCACAGUUUUCAGCAUGGACGAAAUGCUGGUCCUGCCCCUGGAACCAUUUCCCAUCAAUGUUGCAGUGGUUUUGGACAUGGCAAUGGCCGCCAUUCACAUCGUAUGCACUCCAAUGCUUGCCGCAUACUAUAAAUGAUCGGCUUUAUCUAUGUGUCUUUUGGCAAUUGUUAGCAAUUAGUUAGAUGUUGAUUCUCAUUGAAGAGCAAGAUAACCAAAAUAAAAAACUGUACCUAAAUGUACCUAUUCAUAUACUUAACUAUAUAUAAACCUAUACAUAUUUGGUAGCUAGUCAAAAAAGGCUUUAAUUCUUUCGAUAAAAAAAGAAAAUAGCGUCAAUG